Gryllus bimaculatus (two-spotted cricket) is the source of this 6584-nucleotide messenger RNA. NCBI's taxonomy places the organism in Eukaryota, Metazoa, Arthropoda, Insecta, Orthoptera, Gryllidae. The record is from the annotation of a GenBank genome assembly.
AAUUUGGUAACAAUACUCGAGGUGACUGCCGGCUGUCUGUGGGGUCCUGCCUAUUCAGGUCAGCUGCUAAAUUCAUUGGAUACUAUCCCACCUGCUGUUACAUCAGAUCACACAUUAUUGCUUCUCUUGCAAUCAAUAGGAUGCGUACUCACUGAAAAAUUAUUUAUUCUGAAGGUGUGUCCUGCUUCUGUAGCAGACACACUAUUUAAGUUAGGCCUUACAGGAUGUGAUGCUGACAUUCUCAAGCAUCUCAUGCAUGUAGGCUUAGGUACUUUGUCCCUCAAGGAUGAUUGAUGCUUAAUGAUAAGGAAGGGAGGAGAGAGAUGCUGCUGCCAAGAGUAAGUUAUAGAGGAUCAUCUUAUGAACAUGAAUCCAGUGUUGUGUUACAGAUACCUAAUUAAUGACUUUUAGAAUGAAUAUUUUGAUAUAUAUUUUUCUACCAUUUACAGUACGAAAUGUAUUGAAUGUUUUACUAACACUUUCACGGGUACCUAAUGAUAAGAAUAAUAACUUUUUCAAGAAUUAUAAUUGUGCAAUAAAGUAAUGGAAGGAGAACUGUGUGUACUUAUCUUAGAGAUCAAAUUCUAGUGUCACAAGGUAAUUUUUAUUGUUCUUUGUUUUUAUUUGUUCAAUAUAUCAUAUAUAAUGAAAUCAUAGUAGUCCUAGUAGUCAGUACAUUUGUUUAAGUAAAACUGGCAAAUAAGAUAUCAUUGGAAAGUUAUUGAUUUUCUCUGAGUUUUGAAUUAAUUAAUAGUAAUGAGUAUAAUAUAUCAUUGUUUUUAUAAACAUGUACAGCAAAAUGUUUUGUGACUGACAAUGUUGAAUGAGUUUUGAAACAGGUUUGGUAAACUUCAACACUACUGAGAAUUUUCUCAUGUUAUUGUUAUUAUGCAAAAUGUUCAAAGAAUGAAUUAUCACAAAUGUUCCUGUUCACUCACACUGAAAAUCAAUCAAUACAACAUUAGACUUAGAUAACAGUCAAAAUGCAAUUUGAUUCCACUUAUUAAUAUCGAUGCAAGUGAAGUGCAGUAAUUCACAGUUGGUUACACCCACUCUCCUUGUUUUUCAUUGAAAUUCUCUCAAUAUUAUUUUGAUUUGUUUGUUAUUCUAUAUUUGUGUUUAAAUAUUUUUGACAAUAGAAUAAUAAACAUUAAGUAAUAACGGGAAGAUAAUAUUGAGACCAAAUAUAAUAUACCUGGCUGAUUGAUUUAUGUAAUUAAUUUCAAUAAAAUUAUUGGGUAGGGACUGUGGAGGUUAGUCCACUGAACAUCUCUUCAGUCUUGGACCCAGGGACAGCAGAGAUGUGAUCAAAUACAAUCACAUGGCCCACUGAAACACUCACUGAACACAACACUCACUGAACACAAUGGGGAUUUACCUUGCUAGGAUAUAUACAUCACAUUGUCUUGCAAGCAACUGAACCUGUCACACCACACAUCCCCAGUGCUACAUCAGGAUUUGGUUGACAUGUCAACUUCAACACUUUCCCAGAGAAUACUUUCUAGCCACACUGCACAGUUAUCAAUGCUAGAGGAAUUCAUGGUUUCGCAUGGUCUGGAACAUUGUUGGUGUGUUGGUUGACAUUACAAUGCUGUAGCUGGAUUGCCCUGGCAUCUAUUGAUGAAAUAAUGACAGUUAUCCAUAUUUUGUCCUGACAUGGAAGACUGGGAUAGAACGUGCAUAUUUCUGGUCAUUAUAGAUAUCAUUGGACAGCUCUACUAUACAGAGGUUAAAAAAUCCCCUUCUCCUGGAAUAUCCGGAUGUACAUUUCUUUCUUGGUAUCUUCUCUUAUAAAUUCUGCCUCAAUUGUUGAUAUUGCAACUUCACCACUUCUUGUAGUCUUGGGAGACUGAUCCACAUCUCCCAAAGAAGAUAUAUGUAGUUAAUGGUCAUCUGUAAUGAAUUAACUAACCAUAGUCAAUGUCCAUGUAGUCUGCAAGUGGAUUCUCUGUUUGUGUAACAGAUUUCUGGGUCCAUGGUGUCUUGUAGGUUGUGCACAACUCUCUUUGCUGCAAGUCGAUGGGAUGUUUCAAAACAGUCUUAUUAAGCAAACAGUCUUGUGUGUGCAAUGUGUGAGUGUGUUGUCAAACAAGAUAGAGUUGUCAGCGUAAAUGCUCUUGUUAGAGUAGUUUCCCAUAUGCGAGUCUCAUGCAGGCUGGAAUGAUGUAUGGAGGAGCUUGCAUUCCGUCAUAUCAAAUAUGUGGAGGAUGUUCUUGAUGCAUGUAUUCUUGGCUACGGAUCCCAAACUGUUGACGGUGAGGUAAUAACUCGCUGGGGAAUUUUUGAUAAUCCUAGUGUCACACACAGGUUGGCUGGAGUUGGCUAACUGAGCUCUGACAGAUGAGUCUUGAAACCAGUGAAUAAUAUACCAGCAGUCAUGAUGUGGAAAAUUUUGAAGUAUGAAAAGUCAUAAAAGAAGUGAAGUAGUAAAUGUGAGAUCACAUUCACUUCAGAGAUGUUUGUCCAGAGCUCUGACCGAUAAAAUGAAUUGCCAGUAGCUUAGUAACAGUUCCAACAGCUUUGUAUGGAAGUUCACUAGCUUAGUAAUGGCAGUGAAUUACAGUCUUUCAAAUACUUGCUACUUGCCUUCAUAGGAUUAUUAUGAGGCAGAUCUUUCCCUGAACUAGAUCUUGUUUGGCUGCAGGAUUUUCCUUUCCCCUGAGACAUCAUUGAAAAGCUUGUGAACAGCCGUAACUUGCAACUUUAGGUAAGAAUAAAGAUAUUGGUAGUUUCAGGUGUUGCUUCAUACUAAAAAAAACUGAGAGAAACAAAUGUCAUCUAAGAUGAAUACAAACAUUUUGCCUCUUUGAAAUGGUGAAACAUGAAAGUGUGACAUUUGUGUGAUGUAGUCCUUGUCAAGUAAGCCUCUUCACAACUCCCUUACUACAGCAAACAAUAUGUUGAAAUUUAUUUAGAUUUCCAAAGUGAAUUUCACAAAUGUUUUCAAGAUUUCUAAAGCAUUUUAAUUUUAGCACAGUUUACCAAAGUGCCUUUUAUAGAGACUAAUGUUGAAGAGUUCUCUACUCAUGACAAGGAACAUUUUAUGUUUGGAAAAAAUAAUCCUGCUAUAGUGUUAGAUUGAUUUUCUAUAGAACUGAUUGAAUUUCAAAAUGAUUUAUCUUUAAAAUGGAUUUCAAGCUCUGAAAAAAUAUUUGACCGCUAAAGAAAAUAUCCUGAUAUUUGAUUUCUAAAUAAAACACCCACUUUCAGUCCCAGUUGAUCUAAAAGUGAAAGCUAUAUUCAGGUUUAUUUUUCUAGAUGGAAAUUUAAUAAAAAAAGAACAACAGAAACGGAUGUAUGUUUUUAAGCAAUAUGCAAAUGUAACAUUUGAAAUAGUUCUUAUUUUUUGUUCUGGUUUGUUUUGGUAGCUCACAGUAAGGUUGAAAAGCGGUAUGGUUGUUCUGAAGCUUCAUAAAAGUGUUAAACACUGCUCUUGGCUGAUUCAUCAAUACCAACUGUGAGGACUAUUUCCAGACAGCUUCUGAUAUCGUUGAGGUACUUCACUUCAAAGCUGGCUCUAAAUAUUUUCCAAAAAUAGCUGUUACCUACCAAGAUGUUGACGUAACAAUGAUUACGUGCUUGUCACUAGUGCUCCUUAUGCCCCCAUUGACAGAGUGGUGUUCAGGCUGUGUGGAAUCAAUCUUAAUGUAGUGCAAGGUGCCACACCACUCUUAAGCCAUUCACAGUCUUUAUGUGGUAGAUCUUAUUGUUGAUAGCUCCCCAGCAUGGUGUUGGUAUGUUGACUUUAGCUCGUGACUUAAGAUCUACCCCGGAUGAAGUGUUCCAGUUAUGUUUCCUGUUAUAUUAAAUAGUCUUCACUUCUUGAAUUUUCAGCUCUUCACCCAGGGGAAUUCAUAUGAACUUGUAAGGUAUGGUUCCUUGAUAUCAAUUGUUGUGAAUUGCUGUCCUGUAAACAUUAGAUCUUCUUUGACUUUGCUGUUAAAAUUCCUACAUAGGGGUACAGAUCCAUUUAUGUUUAUAAUAAUCAAUGAUGCUGACUGGCCGUUGACACCUUCAAUUUUUCUUUCAUUUUGGCUUCGGUUUGGUGUAGCUCUGCGUAAGAUUUGUGUAUGGAUGUGUCCAUCUUUUUCCUGUAGAUUAGAUGUAAAGCCAGCUGUCCCAUGUAAGUAUAUUUACUUGCAUGUAAAAGAUUUUCAAGCCUAAACGACACAUCUGAGCUACAUUCAAAUCGCCUGUUUUGUCCCCCAAGAAAUAUAUUCUUUCUCUGUUACUUGGUGAAAGGAGCGUAGCGAAAUUUGCAUGGUCAGACGGAAGAGCGAGCCUGAUGGCUCGAGUCUCGCCACGUAAAAUAAGGCAUCAAUUCAAUUCAAGAUGUUGGCAGCGUGACUAGAGAACUCUCUCUGUUGGUUCCUGAACACUUUUGCCUUGAUCAUUGAUGGUUUGAAAAUCUUGACAAAUCUUUCUGCUUCUCCAUUCAGGGAAAUUUCACUACGGAAUGUAGAAUUCUACAAAUUGUUCAAAAUAAAUGCUACAAAUUUUGAAAGUAUGUAGGACAUUGAUGGUUAUCUCUUUUUGUCAAUGAAAACAUACUGUAGAAAUCACUUUUCACAGAAUUACUCAAGUGGCAUUUCUGUCAUCACACCCCUGAUGAGGAUUAGCUUUGACUAGAAAAAUUCUGCCAGUGCAUGUUCUGACAAACACUCUGCGUAGUCUUCAAGCAGCUGAAUCAUUGCCUGUAGCUACCGUGUCCACAGACUGUGUGUCUAGAAACAUGAAACCAUCUACAAUGGCAUUUUAAGAAAUGGGAAGAUCAACAUUAAUAAUAGAAAAAGCAUUACUGCAAGGCUGAUGCACAAUGUGCAAAACAGCAAAAAGUAACCUUCUCAAGUGCAGUGGCCCAAGAUGUGGUCUUGCCUGGGAUGGGGAAAUAGGGGGCAAAGGGGUGAAGACUCAUAUUCACCAAGUUUGAGUGCAUCAUGAGUAGCAUAUAGAUAAUAAGGUGCACUAUCCCAAAAAUGCUGAAUCUGUAACUUUUAAAUGAGAUUUUUCAUUAUGUGUUCAUUGGCAAAAAGUAAUAAUUUUUAACCUUCACACAUAUCUUGGAAAUUUGUGUAAUUUAUUCUGAACAACUCUAUAGAAUAGAUUUGGUUGCUUUAUAUUCAGGAUUCACUUCUUUAAAAGCUACAUUUGGUUUUAUUAAACUGCUCUCAAUAAUGUUUAAUGCUCCAGGAAUGCCUAGUAAAGAACAAUACUUCUUGCACAAGUUUUUGUUUUUUGUUCAUUUCAGAAGUUCAACGAUGAGUUGUAUGAGAACUCCUUUGUUUAUGGCAUGAACCGUUUUCUUCUUCGAACGAUCUCAAAAUCGGCUUAAUGGUAGUAGCUUGGGAAAUGUUACUAUUUUUCACUUUUCUAUCUGUGCACUUUCUUUUAUUACAUGCCUGGACCCAUGACUUACUGAGAUUUUUGAAUGAAAUGUAGCAAAUUUUAUUGAUGGAAUCAUUAGGGUGAGGUCAAGGUGUUUGUUUCAGUGAAAAAACAAGGCAAGGAGGAAGAUGUCACGCAUUGAAUAUUGUAAAGUGCAUACACUUCCCUUUUAGUGCUUUACAAUUAAUGUUGUUGUGGACUAGCUUGAAGAUCAGGGCAAUAAAAAUUUUCUUAUUAAAUUUUCUCCACCUGGAAAUAUUAACUUAAAUCUUGUGUUUUGACUGUUAUGUGGUUUUAGCAUUUUUACUUUUGUAGUACAAGACAUUUGAAUUGUAGGUAUAAACCUUCUAAAUAUCGUGUACAAGUGGAAUACCUAACAGAUGUAACAACAUAUCAAAGAUAAACUAACAAUUAGGUAAUAAAAGUCAGGACAUUAAAGUACCUGUUUAUACCUGAAGAACCCUGCAUAUCUAAAUGAACUUAAUAUUUUACCUAAGAACUUGUGAAAAAUAUUGUGUAUCAUAAAUAAUUAUUGUACUUGGUAAACAUUUGUAGUUGGUCAAUAAUGAUACUAGUUCAAAAUAUCUUGUCAUUGUGAUUAUAAAGUUUUGAAAUCAUAUUUCAAAUUUUUGCAAUAAUCUGUGCCAAAUGUUCUUUUAAGUUUAAGUUGUGAAUUACUAUUUUGCAAUAAAAGUUUCCUUUGAAGUUCCUAAGCACAACACUGAAGUUUUUAAGUAAGGAAAGUUCCUUUUAGCUUUGAAAAAAGUAAGUUCUUCCAGUAGAAAGAAGAGACAUGUUGAACAAUCUACAUGCUAAAAAGAACAUUUUAUAAAGUAGAUUACUGUUGAAAUUGCAUUUGUGUUUACUGUGAUGUGGUGAUGUCUCACAUUCACGUAGUUGGUUUCAAGUACGUUGGUGUCUGUAACGUAACCACCAUCAGGACUCUACCUUAGGAUCUUCCGGUCAGAGGAAUUGUAGUGACAUCAGUUGAUGCCUUGAGCCACAUCUCCCGGUCCAUCUAGAUAUUUAUCCAGAUGUUAGGUUUAGAUGAGAGAAUCGGAACCAUAAUCUUUCGUGUGUAAGUAGAAGAGUGGUUGGAGUCGUAACAGAAGACAGAAAUGUUCCAGGAUCCAGCACAAAAACUUUGAAAAGGAAGUGAGAUGUAUUUACUGAACACUUGUAGUGUAACGUACCAGAAA